AUGUCUAACGUCCAGGACUCAUGGGAGGACGACCCGUCCGCUCAGGAUGAGAACCUGGCUCGCCAGGCCCAGCAGCAGAUGCACAUUGGCGGACAGCAAGCCCAGGGAGGUUUCCGUGCCGGUGCUGCUUCCUUCCAGCCCACCGCGCAGACAUUCCAACCCGGCCAGGGAUUCGGCGACGGCGGCAACUACGGACAAUACCAGCAGCAGCAGCCGUACUAUGGCGGUCAGGGGUACUACCCGCAAUACGGGGGCCAACAGAACUUCGGUCAGUACGGCCAACAACAAGGCUAUGGGGGUGUCUACGGCGGCCAAGGUGGCUACAACCAGCAGCAACAACAGCAGCAGCAGCAAUACGGACAGUGGCAAGGCUACCAACAGCAACAGCAAUUCCAACAACCCCAACAGAAUCAAGCGCAGCAGGCGCCGAAGCCCACACCCACUAUUGCGAAGCGACCGACCGAUGCCGCCUCAGGGACUGCCGGACCGAAGCCUACUGUUGCCAAGGAGGGUGGUGCCAAGGUUCUAAGCAUUGGAGGCGAUGCGCCGAAGCCGACCGUUGCUAAGGAGGGUGGCGCAAAGGUUCUCAGCAUCGGCGGCGAUGCGCCGAAGCCCAAGGCCAAGGUUCUGUCCAUUGGUGGGAGCGCUCCUGCCAAGGAAGAGCCGAAGAAGGACGAGACCAAGAAGGUGGAGGCUAAGAAGGAGGGCACCGUGGAGGCGGCCGCCAAGGUGACGGCGUCCAAGGCCAUCGACAAGACAGACUCCAAGGCAGGCAGCGGCAAGACCUCACCCACCCCGUCCUCCGGUCGGUCCAGCCCAUCCCGCGCCGGUGCCAAAGCGGCCGCUCGUGAUGCCGAUGCGGUCGAGAAGGAGCAAUCAGCCGACGUUGACGAUGCAACGCUCAAGGAAAUCUACGGCAAGGAGCACGUCAACAUCAUCUUCAUUGGUCACGUCGAUGCUGGAAAGAGUACGCUUGGUGGCUCCAUCUUGUAUGUCACCGGCAUGGUGGACCAACGAACGUUGGACAAGUACAAGAGGGAGGCUAAGGAGCUGGGUCGUGAGACCUGGUAUCUCUCAUGGGCACUCGAUCUGACCAACGAAGAACGCGCCAAGGGCAAGACGGUCGAAGUCGGCCGUGGCUUCUUUGAGACGGAUAAGCGCAAAUACAGUAUCCUCGACGCACCAGGGCACAAAAAUUACGUCCCUCACAUGAUUGGCGGUGCUUCCCAGGCCGAUGUUGGUAUUCUCGUCAUCAGUGCGCGGAAGGGCGAGUACGAGACCGGGUUCGAGAAGGGGGGCCAAACCCGUGAGCACGCCAUGCUGGCCAAGACGCAGGGUGUGAACAAGCUGGUGGUGGUCAUCAACAAGAUGGACGACCCGACCGUCAACUGGUCGCAGGAGCGGUACACCGAGUGCACAACCAAGCUACAGCAGUUCUUGAAGGGCACGGGAUACAACCUCAAGACCGAUGUCUUCUUCAUGCCCAUUGCCGCCCAGCAGACCCAAGGUAUCAAGGACCGAGUGCCUAAGGACAAGUGCCCGUGGUACGAUGGCCCGUCGCUGCUCGAGUACCUCGACGGCAUGUCGACCCUGGAGCGCAAGGUCAAUGCGCCGUUCAUGAUGGCGGUUUCUGGCAAGUACCGUGACAUGGGCACCAUGAUUGAGGGCAAGAUUGAGGCGGGCGUGAUCAAGAAGGGCAUGAGCGUGAUCAUGAUGCCCAACAAGCAGACGAUCGAUGUGGCGGCGGUCUAUGGCGAGACUGAAGACGAGACGUCCAUCGCCCAGUGCGGUGACCAGGUGCGCCUCCGUCUCCGCGGCAUCGAAGAGGAAGAGAUUCUCCCGGGCUUUGUGCUCUGCUCCCCCAAGCGCUUGGUGCAUAACGUGGCCCAGUUCGAGGCGCAGAUUCGCAUCCUGGACCUCAAGAGCAUUUUGACGGCCGGCUUCAACUGCGUGCUGCACGUCCAUGCCGCCAUCGAGGAGGUUACUUUUGCAUCGCUCCUCCACAAGCUCCAAAAGGGCACCAACCGGAAGAGCAAGCUCCCGCCAUCGCAUGCCAAGAGGGGCGACAGCAUCAUCGCUAUCUUGCAGGUGACAGGUGGCGCUGGCUCUGUGUGCGUGGAGAGGUUUGAGGAUUACCCGCAGAUGGGCCGUUUCACCUUGCGUGAUCAAGGACAAACAAUUGCCAUUGGCAAAAUCACGCGCCUCAUUCACGAUAUUGCUUAA
This is a messenger RNA of Dichotomopilus funicola, 2223 nucleotides long. Its product is annotated as P-loop containing nucleoside triphosphate hydrolase protein. Gene Ontology annotation, molecular function: GTP binding; GTPase activity; translation release factor activity. The transcript is spliced from 3 exons. Gene Ontology annotation, biological process: nuclear-transcribed mRNA catabolic process, deadenylation-dependent decay; translational termination; translation. The coding region runs from base 1 to 2223 and encodes 740 amino acids. Lineage: Eukaryota; Fungi; Ascomycota; Sordariomycetes; Sordariales; Chaetomiaceae. Gene Ontology annotation, cellular component: translation release factor complex. The record is from RefSeq and is a predicted model, not a curated record.